Molecule: messenger RNA, 2314 nt
Organism: Perca fluviatilis (European perch)
Lineage: Eukaryota; Metazoa; Chordata; Actinopteri; Perciformes; Percidae
Gene: preb
Product: prolactin regulatory element binding
Exons: 10
Coding region: 587-1885 (432 amino acids)
Biological process (GO): protein secretion
Cellular component (GO): endoplasmic reticulum membrane
Molecular function (GO): GTPase activator activity; protein binding; guanyl-nucleotide exchange factor activity
Source: RefSeq, a predicted model, not a curated record
GCAGAAUCUUUAAAGUGAUGGGAUGUGGUCGUCAGCAAUUCGCUGUCUGCUAAAAGCACCCAGUCUCAGUCAACCUAAUGGGAUGUUGUCUACCCAAAUGGAUGGCCGUGUGUGUUUUAACUUGAUUACGUGCCCUCAAGCGACACACCUAAAAACUAGGUGUUCAGGGGUGUAGCAACCUCAGUGGACGCCAGCAGGUGACGGACAGAGCAUGCCACAGAUAAACUAACACUCUAGUUGCGUUUCAAUAGUGGUUCCACAUGCCCUUGUUCACUUCCCAUAAGCACUUGCCCUUGGGGGAAUCCCCGCUGCCAUCGUAACUGUCUUUCCAUUUGUCUAAAAAAAAAAAAACUGAAGUGAACUUGGUGAGAUGGACCCUCGGAGGGCUGAGGGAGAAAGUGAACGAUGGUCACUCCAGAGGAGGAUAUUACCCACAAUGCUUUGCAGUUAUUCAUUUGGUGCAAGAAUUCAUCCAUGGUUAGGUGGCAGUAAUGUACAACCGGUAAAACUCGGUUGCUGACCACAAAAGAAGUGGUAUUGAAUGCAGCAGAUGUAUGAAGAAGUGUAGGUGACUUAUACAACAACAAUGGGGAAGAGGAAGGUGCCAGAUCUGUACAGAGCCCCCUUUCCUUUAUACUCCAUUAAAGUGGAUCCUAAAACUGGGCUUGUAAUCACAGCAGGAGGAGGGGGGGCUUCCAAGACCGGCAUAAAGAAUGCUGUGCAAUUCCUGGAUCUACAGCUGGUUGGAGAACACCAGUACAGUGCCAGUCUCCUUCACUCUCAUGACACGGACACACGUGCCACCAUGAACAUGGCUAUAGGCAAUGGUGUGAUUGCUGCAGGACAGGACGGGACCUGCUCUCUGAUGAGGUUUAAACACUGCUCGCAGAAAGAGAAAGGCAAAGCUGCUGCUGAGGAUGCAGAAAACAGCGUGCAGCAGGGUAAUGCCAGGCGAAGAGCUGGGAAAAGAGACAAAGGUGGUCCGGAUGAAGCUGCAGCAUCUGGAGAUAUUUCACCUAUGAAGGAUGAGACGGCUCAUAUCUCGGUGACUGGUUUGGCUGAAGUGCAGUCAGACCUGAACCCCGUGGACCCGCUUCAGAAAGUAGUCAGGUUCAGUCCAGACCUGAGCCUUCUGCUGACAGGAGGCACAGACGGACACAUACGAGUCUGGGAGUUUCCAUCGCUAAAGAAGAGGUUUGACUUUAAAGCACAUGAAGGGGAGGUUGAAGACUUGGAUAUGAGUCCAGGGAACAAGCACCUGGUGACUGUUGGCCGGGACUUCUCCUGCAGUGUAUGGAGUGGCAGCCAGUUGGCUAUGGGUCUGAAAUGGCUUGAAACCAUGCCUCAAGUAGCUGAGAAGACCUAUCGAUAUAUGGCUUGCAGGUUUGGAAAGGUAGCCGACCAAAAAGGCGCCCUGAGGCUUUACACUGUCCAGAUCCCCCAUAAACGAGACAGAAAACCUCCUCCUUGCUACCUCACCAAGUGGGACGGCAAGAGCUUUCUGCCCAUGCUGACGGCUCCCUGUGGCACCGAGGUCAUCUCCAGUCUGGCUGUCAGUGACUCUGGAACAUUUCUUGGCCUUGGAACUGUAACAGGAUCAGUGGCAAUCUACAUUGCUUUCUCCCUACAGAAGCUGUAUUAUGUACAGGAGUCCCAUGGCAUUGUUGUGACAGACCUGGCCUUCCUGCCUGACUCGCUGAAAGGCAAAAAUAUCAAAGGAAAUAAUGAAACCGCCAUGUUGAGUGUAGCUGUGGACAGCCGCUGUCAGGUUCAUGCUGUCCCCAACCGAAGAUCCUUUCCUAUCUGGCUAGUGUUGUUCUUUUGUGGCCUCAUGGUGGUGGGAGUCGUUCUCCUCCUACAGUACCUCUUUCCAGGAUUUAUUUAAAUCAUGCAAAUGUUGUCCCAGGUCAUGGUUGAUGGAACUUCACAUCUUCACAUGACUUGCUUUGCUGCUGUCAAUAUCAGCAGUGCUCAGUCCAACAUCCACACCUCCCCAGUGCUGCAUCACAACUCCCAGCUGAGCUAUUGAAGGCUCUUCAGCUACAGCGCUGACUCUAAACCGCUUUUAUGGUUCCCUGACACUGUCCUCCUCAGCUAUUACUCAGGGUUGUUCCUCUCAGACCUGUAAACACAGUGGAAUCAAACCAGGACAGACGAUUGCAUUUGCUUUGAUCUCUAUCAAUUAUUCUUCUUCUUUUUUGGAUUCAUGUUGGUGAGUUGACGGGCUCAGGUUCGUGAAUAUUUAAAGGGUGGAAUCUUUUUAUUGACAUAUUUAAGGAACAAUGUAAAAAAUAUAUAAAUGAUUGGCACAAUG